AUGCGUGUAUGUGUAAAUAAGGAUGCUUCAAAUCAAAAUGCUGUACCAGCACCAGUUACACCGUCACUGAAUCCAUCCUCCAACGGAAGUCAAGUGUUAACAGAUUUGCCACAGAAUGCGACUGGUUCAUCAAAUCAGACUGUUCAAUCGCCACCACCGAUGACAACAGUACCCACUGAUCUGUCUAAGAUAACAUCCACAUCUCGAAGUUCUACUUUGGCUGGUGGGGGUUCUGGAAAUGUUGCUUCUACCAAUGUGGACACUCAAGUUUCAUCACUGAAACCCAAUAUAACUGCAACUUCCAAUAAACCUACAACACCAUCCCUCGAUGCUUCUAACUCCCAAAGCCAUACUACAACCUCAAAGACCAGUUCCCCAAUGCCCCCUAUCCCUAAUUCUACUAAUACUAAUACUACAGAACCUCCCAGUACAACACCAAAUAGUACUACUACAGAACCUCCCAGUACAACACCAACUAGUAAUACUACAGAACCUCCCAGUACAACACCAACUAGUAAUACUACAGAACCUCCCAGUACAACACCAACUAGUAAUACUACAGAACCUCCCAGUACAACGCCAACUAGUUCUACUGUAAAACCUCCGAGUACAACACCAACUGGUUCUACUGUAAAACCUCCUAGUACAACACCAACUGGUUCUACUGUAAAACCUCCGAGUACAACACCAACUAGUACUACUACAAUACUUCCAAAUACAACAACAACUAAUACAACUGUAAAACCUCCGAGUACAACACCAACAAGUGCUACAAAACCUCCCAGCACAACACCAAGUAGUACUACUACAAAGCCUCCCAGUACAACACUAACUAGUACUACUACAAAACCUCCCAGCACAACACCCCAAACUACAAAUACAUCACCAGUUUCUUCUACGAAAAGAUCCCAUGAAAACGUAAGAAAAUCUGGUGGAUUGAGCAAAGCAGGAAAAGUAGCUGUUGGAGUAGUCAUUACUAUCAUAGUCGUGAUUGCCAUUGUGAUAGGCGUCCUAUGGUACAGAAGACGAUUUGUGUCCGGAACCUGGGGAGUUGGUUCUUCAGUGGCCUAUCGAACGUGGGGUAACAAUGAUUUUGUGGAUGACGAGAGAAUUUCUAUCAACCGUCGAUAAGAACAUGUACAAGGGACCUAUCUCAACAUGUACAGUUAGUCAGGAACUUCUGUCAUUCUGUGCUAUCU
Ylistrum balloti is the source of this 1199-nucleotide messenger RNA. Its product is annotated as mucin-2-like. The record is from RefSeq and is a predicted model, not a curated record. NCBI's taxonomy places the organism in Eukaryota, Metazoa, Mollusca, Bivalvia, Pectinida, Pectinidae. Bases 1 to 1131 code for a protein of 376 amino acids. The transcript has 4 exons.